This is a messenger RNA of Physella acuta, 4001 nucleotides long. Its product is annotated as solute carrier family 12 member 9. Lineage: Eukaryota; Metazoa; Mollusca; Gastropoda; Physidae. The record is from RefSeq and is a predicted model, not a curated record. Gene Ontology annotation, biological process: cell volume homeostasis; chloride ion homeostasis; chloride transmembrane transport. Gene Ontology annotation, molecular function: potassium:chloride symporter activity. Gene Ontology annotation, cellular component: membrane.
GUCCCUGUUGAUGUCUCGUAUGUUUUCAUGUAAAUUAUCAGCUGGCUUUUGAUGAGGACAGCAGGCGGCCACACGUUUGACUGAUGACACCAACAGUUGACUGCAUACACGCACGUGUGCACUGUGUUGCUGGUCACAAGUGUGUUAUUGUCUUUUUGUACAGGAAUAAAUGGAUGAUAUGAGAAUAUGAGGCACAAUAUGGAGAGCGUUGUACGAGUAUUUGAAUCAGAUUCUUCUAGUUGACCUUUAAACCGCAUUUGGAGGGUGAAGCCAAGAUGUCAGUGCACUACGAUUCUACUGGUGUGCAUAUGUUGCAAAACAAAGCCAGCCACUACGGCUCUAACACCCAUUCGUCAGGUGCUGAUUAUUUCAAUUUGGAAACUCCAAUUACAGGAAACAGCGUGGAAAACAGUGAAAAAUAUCCACUAACAUCAGGGACACCAUCAUUGUACAUGCGCUUUAAAGCGCGUUUAUUAAAAGCUAGCAACUACGAGUCUUUUCCUGUUAACGUUGGGGAAUUCGGGCGAACUCUGGGAACAUUUGCAGGCGUGUUUGCUCCAGUAGCUCUCGGACAAUUUGCGUCACAAUUGUUUCUUAGAACUGGAUUUGUGGUUGGGCAAGCAGGACUUUUAGAAACAUAUUCCAUGCUUGUUUUGUCUUACUUCAUCUUGGCCAUGACAGUUCUUUCCAUUUGUGCCAUCUCAACGAAUGGAGCACUUGAAGGAGGAGGGGCCUAUUACAUGAUUAGCCGUGCUUUAGGCCCAGAGUUUGGAGGAAGUAUUGGAUUUAUGUUUUUUGUGGCUCAAGUCUUGUCUACAGCACUGUAUAUAACUGGCUUUGUUGAGGGAGUGCUACAGAACUUUGGAGUUGGUGGUACUUCUACCCCCAACAGUGGUCUUCCCAUCUCAGAGUGGUGGAAGUAUUUGUACUCAACUGUUUCUCUCUUUGUGUGUCUUCUUAUUUGUAUUGUUGGGGGUGCUAUGUUUGCUAGGACUUCAGCUGCCAUUCUUAUUAUUGUUGUGAUCUGCACCCUCUCUGUUAUAAUUAGUGUUUUUGCCAAAAAUGAUGAGAUCCAUGUACAACUACCUAGUACAAAUGAAAAUUAUCCGGGUUUUAAUGGAACAUACACUGGACUAAGAGCAUCAACAUUUCGUGAAAACCUAGCAAGUAAUUUCACCACUGACUACAGCACAAAUAAGGAGAUGAGUUAUGGAACAGUUUUUUCUAUUCUCUUCAGCAGUGUGACAGGAAUUCUCAAUGGUGCUAACAUGUCUGGUGAAUUGAAAGAUCCAUCGAAGAAUAUUCCCAAAGGAACAAUAUCAGCUGUAUGCUUCACAUUCUCCACCUACCUUGUGUUGACGACUUUAAUAGCUGGCUCUUGUACCAGGUUCCUGCUGAUAAACGAUUAUGUUUUCCUACAAGGAGUUAAUUUAUGGGGUCCUCUGGUUGUCAUUGGAAUCUUUGCAUCCACCCUGUCAGCUGCUCUUGGAAACCUUAUUGGUGGCUCCAGGAUUUUACAAGCUUUAGGAAAUGACCAACUCUUUUGGUUUUUCUUGAAACCUGCGACCAUCACUACGAGGAGUGGCAACCCACUUGUUAGUGUCUUCAUUACUUGGUUUCUUGUUCAGAUUGUUCUUUUGAUUGGUUCCCUCAAUGCCAUAGCUCCCAUCAAUUCAGUUUUCUUUUUGCUAGCGUAUGCUUCAGUCAAUUUGUCAUGUUUGGCUCUGGAACUAGCCUCAGCACCCAACUUUAGGCCAACCUUUAUGUACUUCUCUUGGCACACUUGUACCCUGGGCAUCAUUGGCUGCAUGAUCAUGUGUUUUAUGAUAUCCCCCAUCUAUACCAGUAUAUCUCUGGUCAUUAUGCUCAUAUUGGCCAUCAUCCUACACUUUCGCUCACUGCCAACAACCUGGGGUUCUAUCAGUCAGGCUCUUAUCUUCCAUCAGGUCCGCAAAUAUUUGCUGAUGCUAGACCCAAGAAAAUCCCAUGUCAAGUAUUGGAGGCCACAAAUUUUGUUGAUGGUAUCAAAUCCCAGACAGUCUAGUGAGUUGAUGGACUUUUGCAACGACAUUAAAAAAUCUGGACUGUAUGUCAUUGGCCAUGUGAAAACUGGACAGCUGGAAGAUUUCUCAGCCGACCCAGUCCUGGAGGAGACGCCUCGCUGGUUGCAGCUGGUGGAGCAUAUGAAGAUAAAAGCCUUUGUAGAGCUGACGCUGGCUAGAAGCGUGCCAGAAGGUUUUCAGCACUUGGUUAGAAUUUCUGGACUUGGUGGUAUGAAAGUCAACACCGUGUGUUUUGGUUUCUAUGAUGAUAACUUGCCAACAGACUCUUUUCUAAAAACAAAAGCUAAAAAAAAACGAUUUUUUGGCCAUACUGAAAAUGCAAGUUUUGCAGAUCUUGAAUCUUACUUCCAGUCACCAAGAUCAUCACUCAGCAAACAUUUAAGUGUCAGCGACUAUGUCAGCCUUAUUCAGGACUCACUCAAACUGCAGAAAAAUGUCUUUCUUUGUCGAAAUUUUCAGCUGCUGAAUAAAAGCAACAUCUUAAAGUCAUCUCCUAAGUCUUAUAUUGACAUCUGGCCUGUCAACUUCUUUCGCCCAGACACAGCCAACUUAUUUGAUGACACCUGUCUGUUCAUGCUCCAGUUGGCUUGUAUCUUGACCAUGCAGAGUACCUGGAGAAACCGCGUGGCCCUUAGGGUGUUCCUGUGUGUGCAGACUCUCUCUGAGAACACAGCAGUCAAAGAGCAAAAGUUGUCCCAUUUCCUCAGACAGCUCAGGAUGCAGGCUAAAAUUGUGAUUGUUUCCUUUGAGGAUAUGUACCAGCAUCUGCAACCAGGUGUAGAGCAGGAGGAAGUGCAUGGAUUAGAGAGUCAAGAAGAGGAGGUCAAGAUGAAUCAGUAUGUGCAAGUACCUGACUCCUAUGUCACUGCUGUUAAUGGCUUGCUACAGGAGCACUUAAACCAGUCUGCCAUCAGUUUCUUGUAUUUACCUCGUCCACCCCAACAAGGAGACCAGCAUGCCAUCUACAUGGAGCAGUUAACUGCCAUCUCAAACUGGUCCCAUCCAACAGUUUUUGUCCAUGGUCUUCACCCCGUCACAUCCACAGCCCUCUAACCCAAGACUGACAUACUUUAGAAAUACUCAGAUCUACAGUAGUGUUUCAGUCGAGAGUUGAAAUAUACUUGACAUCACUUUUUACUCAUCAACUACUUUUUACUUAUAUUAGACAACUGUCAAUAUUGUUUAAAUUUGUUGGUAUUUUUAUUAAGAAGUUUAAUUGUUUUUAAUUAAAAAUGUAUACUACUUUUGUUGUUAGGGUUCAUGCACAUUUUGUGUAUCAAAAAGUAAUUUUACCCCCACAUAAACUAGCAGAUGGGCUGUUUCUAUCAAUGUGCCUUCAGUGUUAUUUGCUCACUAUAAAUCAAAACACACAUUUUGAUUUUUAGUUCUUUCCUUGUGUGAUCAAUUUUCCCACAAAAAUUAGUAUUUCAGUUCACCUCUGUAUUUCAUUGUAUAUUAUGCCAAUAUUAAUUUUAUUGUAUACAAUUUGGUAGAGUUUACAUUCAUCAUGCAAUCAAAAUAUUGUGUGCAAGUUAUAUACAUAAAUUAUAUGCCUAAUUUUUAAAAAAAUACUUUUUAUUAUGGCUUUCAUAAAAUUUACUCAAAAAAAUUCCAUUCUAUUGUACAAAAUAUGUAUACAAAUUAGAUUGAAAACUUGUGACAUUCCUUUAGGAUGAAAAGAUGAUGUGUGUUUGAAGGGUUACACUCAAAUUAGGUGCAAGAGCUCAAACUGCAGCCACUUGAGAAAGCAAAUGUAUCCCCUUCUGGCACUACCUCAGGAUUUUUGUCCAAAAAAAUUAUUCCAUGUAUGGAAAAUGAUAUAGUUGGUGUCCUGACAUCUUAUACCAAAUUUCAUCUGUCAAGUAUUAUGCAAAUUAUGACAUGUACAAAAAUGUAUGUGCCACAGAAGAGUAACACCUAAUAUAACAUGCUAGUCUG